UCGCUGGACUACGCGCACUGCUCGCUGCACGACGUGCCCGCCGAGGUGUUCGAGCACGAGCGCACGCUGGAGGAGCUGCGGCUGGACAGCAACCGGAUGCGCGACCUGCCGCGCCCGCUGUUCCUGUGCCAGGAGCUGCGGCUGCUCAGCGUGGCCGACAACGACGUGGCGCAGCUGCCGCCCGCCGUCGGCCAGCUGCCGCACCUGCAGGUGCUGGACGCGCGCCGCAACGCGCUGCACGACGUGCCCGCCGACCUCAAGGCCUGCAAGAAGCUGCGCAGCGUCAACCUCCAGGGCAACCCGCUGGUGCGCCUGCCGGAGGCCCUCACGCAGCUCGUCGCGCUACAGGAGCUGUACCUGAGCGAUGUGGAGCUGGAGUUCCUGCCCGCGUCCGUGGGCCGCCUGGCGCUACUGCGCGUGCUGGAGCUGCGCGACAACCGCCUGAGCGCGCUGCCCUCCAGCAUGUCGCGCCUCAAGCAGCUGCACCGCCUGGACCUGGGCCACAACGAGUUCCGCGCCUGGCCGGGCGUGCUGGGGGCGCUGCCGGCCCUCGCCGAGCUGUGGGUCGACCUCAACGACCUGCCCGCCGUCCCGGCCUGGAUCGGCAACCUCCAGGCGCUGCAGUGCCUGGACGCCAGCAGCAACAGGGUCUCCGCCAUGGCGCCCGAGAUCGGCUCCUGCGCGCGCCUGCAGGACCUGCGCCUGUCGUACAACGAGCUGACGCGGCUGCCGUACACGCUGGGGAGGCUCAAGGAGCUCGUCACGCUCAAGGUGGACCACAACUACCUGGACCAGCUGCCCGAGUCCCUGGGCGAGGCGUCGGCGCUGGAGGAGCUGGUGGCGUCGCACAACCAGCUGGAUGUGCUGACGCCGUGCCUGGGCUUCCUGCGGCGCCUGCAGGUGCUGGAGCUGGACGACAACGCCCUGGCCGAGGUGCCGUCCGAGCUGGGGUCGUGCCGGUCGCUGCGCGUGCUGAGUCUGCGCCGCAACCGGCUGCAGAGCGUGCCGCCCGAGCUGGGCCACCUGGCCAGGCUGCGCGUGCUCAACCUGGUGGAGAACCGCCUGGCGCACCUGCCCGUCAACGUGCUCAAGCUGUCGCAGCUGCAGGCGCUGUGGCUGUCGCCCACGCAGUCCGCGCCGCUCGUGCAGCUGCACCGCGAGUACGACGUGGAGCAGCGCUGCCGCGUGCUGUCGUGCGUGCUGCUGCCGAGCGACGACAUGGCGGCGCCCGCCGUGGGCAGGCGGUGCAUCCGGUUCUCGCAGGAUUUGGAGCAGGACCUGGAGCCUGGCGUGCUGCUGCGCGCGCCGACGCCCUACCCGAAGGAGCUCCGCGUGCUGGCCAAGCAGGCCCGUCGCCUGGCGGACCGCAAGCUGCAGAGGCAGCACCAGCAGGACGCCGGAGUCGAGGACCCUGCUGACGUGGACCUGCCCAGCCUGCCCCCGACGCCUCCCUGCACCGACGGCCCGGACAGCCUGCUGCACGCCGGCGGGGCUCCCUUCAAGCCCGCGUACGGCUUCACGCCGCGCCGCACCACCUCGCUGCAGCACCGCAAGGACGCCGUCGACCCUACGCACAGCAACGACAAGGAGCCCGUCUACGGCGGCCACCCCAAGGAGUCCAUCUACGGAGGUCAGCAACCCAAAGAGUCUAUCUACGGAGGACAGACAAAGGAGUCUAUCUACGGUGGCAAACCGAAGGAGUCUAUCUACGGUGGUCAGCAACCCAAAGAGUCCAUUUACGGAGGACAGAAAAAGGAAUCUAUCUACGGUGGUAAACCAAAGGAGUCUAUCUACGGAGGUCAGCAACCCAAAGAGUCUAUCUACGGAGGACAGACAAAGGAGUCUAUCUACGGUGGCAAACCAAAGGAGUCCAUUUACGGACCCAAAGAGUCCAUCUACGGUGGUCAGGCACCCAAAGAGUCCACUUACGGUGGUCAGCCACGCAAAGAGUCCAUCUACGGAGGACAGGCCAAGGAGUCUAUCUACGGAGCGCAGACCUCCGUCGACGACGGGCAGCAGCCCAAGGAGUCUGCUCUCGUGACCGGGGUCCGCGCAGGGUCGCAAGGCGCGGUCGACUCCACCCACGAGGCCUGCGGCGACGGCCCCAGGGACAGGGAACCCCAAGACCAUGCCAAGCCAGAGGGGACCUCUGAGCAGUCAAACCAGGGUGCCACUGUGGACUCCAUCUACGGCUCCAAGAACAGCCAGCAGGGCUCGCCGUACAGGCAGCGACGCCUGGACCUGCAGCAAUCGAAGCACGGUGCGAGCGAGGGAGCAAGAACGCAGCAGGAGUCACCCUUCAGCUCCAAGACCAGUCACCAGGAGUCACCGUAUGGCAACAAGACCAAUCACCAGGAGUCACCGUAUGGCACUAAGACCAAUCACCAGGAGUCACCGUAUGGCACCAAGACCAAUCACCAGGAGUCACCAUACGGCACUAAGACCAAUCUCAAUCACCAGGAGUCACCGUAUGGCACUAAGACCAAUCUCAAUCACCAGGAGUCACCAUACGGCACUAAGACCAAUCUCAAUCACCAGGAGUCACCAUACGGCACUAAGACCAAUCUCAAUCACCAGGAGUCACCGUAUGGCACUAAGACCAAUCUCAAUCACCAGGAGUCACCGUAUGGCACUAAGACCAAUCUCAAUCACCAGGAGUCACCGUAUGGCACUAAGACCAAUCUCAACCACCAGGAGUCACCGUAUGGCACCAAGGCCGUUCAACGGCAACCAUCAUUUAGUAGGAAAGAGCCCCACCAGGAUUCGACGUAUGGUGGUAAAUUGAAUCACCAGGAGUCACCGUACGGCACAAAGAAUCAACCAGAAUCUCAUGAGCUGACAGUGGUCAAGAAUAACAUUCACCAGGAGGCGCAUUAUGGUUCAAAACUCCAGCCAAACCCAACCACCGAGAAGCGUUUUGUCAAAAACAACAUCGAAUCAAUAUAUGGGUCUAAAAUUCAUUCUAAUUCUCUCCAGGAAUCAUCCUAUGGGGCUGACAACUCUCCUAAGCAGGAGUCGAUCUAUGGUUCAAAACAACAACCGAAAAGCCAUCAAGAAUCCAAUUAUGGCUCUAAGAAUUGGUCGCUUGCAAAUCAAGAGAAUAAUUGCAACCAAGAGUCACCUUACGGUUUGAAAGGUGAAGUGACCCCCUCGCAGAAGUCACUGCAUGCGUCACAACGUCGACCCAGUAUCAGCCAAGAGUCACCCUAUGGUUUGAAAAAUGAACCCAACUCGGCGGGUCAGGAUGCAUUUUAUGGAGCGAAAAAUGGAAACCAGGAGUCACCGUACCGUUCAAGAAAAAAUUCCAACAGCAACCAGCAAGCUAAUCAUGGUUUGAGUGUUGAACUAAACCACGAAUCUCCCCAUGGUGCCAGAAAUCAAGCAACCUCUCUCCAAGAGUCUGCUUAUGGUUUAAAAAUGCAGAUGAAUCAUGAGUCAGCGUACACACUCAAGAAUGGGUACCAAGAGUCUCCUUAUGGCUCUAGAAAUCAGCCGAACGCCAUGCAAGAAACUGCUUACGGUGCCAGGAUUCAACCAAAUGUCCUGAAGGAGUCCCCUUACGGCCCCAGGCAACAACCCUCGAUGCAGGAGUCUCCUUUUGGUUCAAGAAAUCAACCCAACGUCUCGCAGGAGUCUCCUUAUGGUUCAAGAAAUCAGCCAAACGUUAUGCAGGAGUCUCCCUACGGCUCAAGAAAUCAGCCAAACGUCAUGCAGGAGUCCGUUUACGGCUCACGAAAUCAAUCAAAAUCCAUGCAGGAGUCUCCUUUUGCUGCAAGAAAUCAAUCAAACCCCAUGCAGGAGCCGGCUUACGGGUCAAGAAAUCAACCAAACGUCUUCCAGGAGUCUCCAUACGGUUCAAGAGUUCAGUCAAACGCCAUGCGGGAGUCUCCUUACGGCUCGAGAAGUCAACCAAACAUCUGGCAGGACUCACCUUACGGCUCCAGGAGUCAACCGACUGCCUUCCAGGAGUCGCCCUACGGCUUGCGAAGCUUGCCGAACACUCCGCAGGACCAGCCGUUCGUGCGGGGCGUGCUGGCCCCCCAGGAGUCUGUGUACGGCUCCAGGGACUCCAGGGGCCGUCCUGCCGGGCCGCCCUUCGGGGCGCACGCUCGCCCCGCCGCCAACGCCGUCCAGGACACGGGCUUCAGGGCGCAGGAGCCGCCCCGCACGCGCUCCAACUCCAUCACCGCCGAGCCCGUCUACGGCGGACGCGGCUUCGCGCGGGAACCGCCCAGCUCGAUGGAGGUCUACAGCCCCAAGGCCGCCGCCGACCCCGCGCUGGACAAGACGGUCGUGUACAACCCCAGCACGGCCGACGUGGCCGCCACGGGGCUCGUGGUGGAGCCGCUGUACGCGCCCCGCACCCAGGACGCGCUGCGGACGACGCACUUGGACUGCGUCGACGGCCCCGAGCCUCCGACGUUCGGCCCGAGGGGCAUCUACGGCGGCGGCAACGCGACCUCCAUCUACGGCAAGGCGACGUCGCAGCACCAGAGACGGCCGUCCGUGCCCGAGCAGAACGAGCAGGCCGUCGUCGACCUGCAGCCGGCCUCGCUGCCCGCGGCGUACGGCCGACCGCCACCGCCGCCGGACGGCCCGCGCUACCGACGCCAGCCCAACGCGGCCCUGCCGCCCGCGCCGCCCGCGCCGCCGCCCUACGACCAGGUGCUGCGGCGCCGUGCCGCCGCCGAGCUGCCACCCUUCACGCUGGGCGCAGUGUACCAGCAGCGCGGCGGCCAGGGCCACGGCCAGAGCGUGCACGAGCAGAACAAGCAGAUCCAGGCCAUGCUCAAGCGCGGCGUGGUUAGAGUAAGCGCGCUCAAGGUCGUGGCUCGGACCACAUGUUUUAUUUUGAAUUUCCUUAUCAUUCGCUCAAUUCUUAGCAGUUCUGACGCCAUUGCCAUCCAUCAACACGCCUCUGUCAGCAUCAUUUCUCGUCAGCCUCCGGGCUCUGCUAUUCUAUAUGUAUAUCAUACUCAUACUGUAAUGUGUAUAUUGUUGUGCCACUAA
Molecule: messenger RNA, 5010 nt
Organism: Thrips palmi
Lineage: Eukaryota; Metazoa; Arthropoda; Insecta; Thysanoptera; Thripidae
Exons: 9
Biological process (GO): neurotransmitter receptor transport, endosome to postsynaptic membrane; neurotransmitter receptor transport postsynaptic membrane to endosome
Cellular component (GO): postsynaptic density; postsynaptic membrane; adherens junction
Molecular function (GO): protein binding
Source: RefSeq, a predicted model, not a curated record